UUUUGCAGCUUGCAGCGGCGUGUUUUGCCUUUGCUUUCGGUACAGGGGCACGAGAAGGAGCCGUUGGUUUUGGGGUGUAGUUUCAAGGGUGAUGUCAAGGACCGAGAAACCCCUCUUUAGAAUCGCGAGAGUCAAAUAGCAGCUGUCCAAUCAUAAGCAAGUAGAGGCGAGUGAGUAGCCAAUGGGAAAGUGAAAGAUCUGACAGCUGUCCAAUCAUUCGUGAGCAGAGGCGGGGUGUUAAUAUACCGGAUACACGCUGUACACAAGAACUAAACUGGGUUAUAUGUUCUAUAAGAGGCAGGUGAGGAAAGCUCGGGAACGCUUUCCUUCAGGCCACUCUACGGUUCAGCCAACGACUAUAAAUAAUGUGAAAAUUGUACCGAUUCCCGUAUUGACGGAUAACUACAGUUACCUGAUUAUUGACACAACAUCAAAUGCUGCUGCAGUUGUGGAUCCUGCUGAUCCAGAAAUGGUCCAGGCAUGCCUGGAGCAGGAAGGGGUGACACUGGAAGCAAUCCUAUGCACUCACAAACACUGGGACCACAGUGGAGGUAAUAAAGGCCUAAAGAGGCUGCACAGCUCCUGUCGAGUUUACGGAAAUGCCAUGGAUAACAUCCCAGGCCUCACUAAUCCUCUCUCAGACAAAGAUUCAAUAGAAAUUGGCAGGCUGCGUUUUCAGGCCUUCUUCACUCCUGGGCACACAGUUGGUCACAUGGUUUAUCUUCUUGAUGGGAAGUCCAUUGACGGUCCUUCUAGUCUGUUUUCAGGAGACCUGGUAUUCCUUUCUGGCUGUGGGCGAAUGUUUGAGGGGAAUGCUACAACAAUGUUGGCAUCGCUGGAUGCUGUUGCUGCUCUGGCAGAUGAAACCCUUCUGUGGCCAGGUCACGAAUAUGCAGAAGAUAACUUGAUGUUUGCUGCUGAGGUUGAGCCCAACAACACAGCUCAGAAAAACAAGUUCCAGCAGGUUUUACAGCAGAGAGAGGGGAAUAUGUGCACUUGCCCAUCAACUAUCCGAGAGGAAAAGGAAUACAAUCCAUUCCUGCGCAGCCACUCUACUGAGCUUCAUCAAGCUCUGGGGCUGCAGCAGGAGAUUGAGGAGGACUGGAUCAAGUUCAGAGCUCGAGUUCUUGAGGAGGUGCGCAGACGCAAGGACGCUUUCAAAGGAAGAUAGUGCUCACCUGCUGUGGCAAAAAUGAAGAAAGAAAGUCUUUCGGCAGGAUUUGUUAAGGUUGUUUUGCGGUCCAGUUCUAAUCACUAUGUUCAAAUGGACACUGUGGAAAGCAGAUAUUAUUUGGAGUCAACUGAGCCAAGGAUGAUAUUGUUAAUAUAAAAAAAAAAAAAUAAUAAGUUACAAGUGUUCAUCUCUGCUGGUCUAUUUUUUGAAAAGUUGAUCAAAUUGACCAUUCUUUUUACUGUGAAAUAUCCAACACAAUGCAACUUAAUAGGCUGUGUUGCAGGCAUGUUGUGGGAUGAAGCUUGGCAUCAAGCAAUAAAGAACAUUGUGUAUUUUUUCCUUGAAUAUAAAACUGUUUUGUUGGAUACUCGUGAUACAGUUUUGUAGCAAAUGGUGAAUGAUUGUGGUGCUGACGUGCAGCACAGUGUUACAUGUUUAUAAAAAUAAAGAGCAAAUCAAACUUCAAAGAUAGAAUAACUUCACUAACAUGGAACUGUAAGUACAAGUUUAUCAAAAACAAAUGCUCUGAAUCCCUAAGACUUUGUAUUUUGACAGAUUUACUGUAUUGUAGAUUUACAGAUUUAAAAAAAAAAAAGUUUGAUUUGACGGUUUUGUUUUGUUUUACUUUAUGAAUAUCUAAAAAAUAUAUAAAUUGCUUGAAUAUCAAGGGUUAUUAAUAUUACAAAACAAAGCUGCUAAACUGUAGCCUUGGGUAACACUAGCUUUGAUACUGCAAUGCACUUGGAAAUUACUAUUGUUGCUGCGUUACCUGACUUGCUGUUGCACCAAGUACUCAGGUUUUUGAUUUAUGCCAAAUUAAAUCUUCAAAUAAAAUUGAGGUGUUGGCUUUAAACCCUAGAGUGAAAUACAUAUUCAGGACUUUAAUAAAGUUAUGUUAAAA
Messenger RNA from Acipenser ruthenus (sterlet), 2075 nucleotides. RefSeq names its product probable hydrolase PNKD. The record is from RefSeq and is a predicted model, not a curated record. Gene Ontology annotation, cellular component: mitochondrion. NCBI's taxonomy places the organism in Eukaryota, Metazoa, Chordata, Actinopteri, Acipenseriformes, Acipenseridae. The coding region runs from base 284 to 1171 and encodes 295 amino acids. Gene Ontology annotation, molecular function: hydroxyacylglutathione hydrolase activity. The transcript has 10 exons.